AUGGCCGACGGUUUGCAAAUGGGAAACCUUUCCCUCAACGAGUCUCAGCACGCGCCCGCGGGUCCUCCCCCCAACACCGGCCGCGCUGCCUACAUCCCUCCCCAUCUGCGUCAACGUCCCAUGGGCGCUGGCGCCAACUUAGACGGUGCCGCCCCUCCGCCUGGCCCCGCCGCCGGCCCCGGCUAUGGUGCCCCUAGAGGUGGCUCUCGCGGUGGUAACUGGGCCCAUGCCAACGAUUUCAGCCCUCGCGGUCCCAAUGGUAACACCAACUGGAGCUCCACCGAAGGCUCGCGCCAUUCCUUUGAUCCCAAUGCUUACGGAAACCCAGGUCACGGAGGUUCUGGUGGUGGCUCUUCCUACGCUGCCCGCGGCUCCGGCGACGGCCAGUGGCGUGAUGGAAAGCACAUCCCCGGCCCCGCCAACCCCCGCGUCGAGAUCGAGCUGUUCGGUGCCCCCGACGACCCCUCUAAGCAGAACACCGGCAUCAACUUCUCCAACUACGACGACAUCCCCGUCGAGGCCUCCGGCCAGAACGUCCCCGAGCCCGUCAACGCCUUCACUAACCCGCCCCUGGAUGACCACCUGAUCGCCAACAUCAAGCUCGCCAGCUACCAGACCCCCACCCCCGUCCAGAAGUACUCCAUCCCCAUCGUCAUGAACGGUCGCGACCUGAUGGCCUGUGCCCAGACCGGUUCCGGUAAGACCGGCGGUUUCCUCUUCCCCAUCCUGUCCCAGGCCUUCCAGAACGGCCCCUCCCAGGCCCCCGCCCAGGCCCCCGGUCAGUUCAGCUACGGCCGCCAGCGCAAGGCCUACCCCACCUCCCUCAUCCUGGCCCCUACCCGCGAACUCGUCUCCCAGAUUUUCGACGAGGCCCGCAAGUUCGCCUACCGCUCUUGGGUCCGUCCCUGCGUCGUCUACGGCGGUGCCGACAUUGGCUCCCAGCUGCGCCAGAUCGAGCGGGGCUGCGAUCUGCUCGUCGCCACCCCUGGCCGUCUCGUCGAUCUCAUCGAGCGUGGCCGCAUCUCCCUCAUGAACAUCAAGUACCUCAUUCUGGAUGAGGCCGACCGGAUGCUGGACAUGGGUUUCGAGCCCCAGAUCCGCCGCAUCGUCGAGGGCGAGGACAUGCCCAACGUCACCGACCGCCAGACCCUCAUGUUUUCCGCCACCUUCCCCCGCGACAUCCAGAUGCUCGCCCGCGACUUCCUCAAGGACUACGUCUUCCUGUCCGUCGGCCGCGUCGGCUCCACCUCGGAGAACAUCACCCAGAAAGUCGAGUACGUCGAGGACCAGGACAAGCGCUCCGUCCUGCUCGACAUCCUCCACACCCACGGCACCACCGGUCUGACCCUCAUCUUCGUCGAGACCAAGCGCAUGGCCGACUCCCUGUCCGACUUCUUGCUCAACCAGCGCUUCCCCGCCACCGCCAUUCACGGCGACCGCACUCAGCGCGAGCGUGAGCGCGCCCUCGACCUCUUCCGGUCCGGCCGCUGCCCCAUCCUCGUGGCCACCGCCGUCGCCGCCCGUGGUCUGGAUAUCCCCAACGUCACCCACGUCAUCAACUACGAUCUGCCCACCGACAUCGACGACUACGUCCACCGUAUCGGUCGUACCGGUCGUGCCGGUAACACCGGUAUCGCGACCGCCUUCUUCAACCGUGGCAACCGUGGCGUCGUCCGCGACCUGCUCGACCUCCUGAAGGAGGCUCACCAGGAGGUUCCCGCCUUCCUGGAGAGCAUCGCCCGCGAGGGCAGCGGCUUCGGUGGUGGUCGUGGCGGCAGCCGUGGCGGUCGCGGUCGCGGCGGCGGUGCCACCCGUGACGCUCGUCGCUUCACCAGCAACCCCAGCGGUGGUGGUGCGCCCUCCUUCGGCGGCGGCGCCAGCUACGGUGGUGGUGGUGCCAGCUACGGUGGUAGCUACGGCGGUGGUGCGGCCUACGGCGGCGGCUACGGUGGUGGCUACGGUGGUGGUGGUGGUGGUAGCUACGGCAACCCCUCCGGCCCUACCGUCCUACUCUGGCUUGUGUUGUUCCUUACGUGGGCUGUUCCGUCCGGGAUGUACGGGAUAGAGGGAAUGGGAACUCAUUGCAUUUCUGUCUGGCGUUUGGCUGGAGCGUGCGGUGUCCACAUGAAGGAACGGUUUGCUAGAUUGGAGGGUUUCCCGUCUGGUACGGUCGCGGACGACUCCUUCCCACCCUCCGAAGCCCAAGAUGACCAGCAAACGCACAACAUGACGGUCGGCACGAGGCGCCAGGCGAAUGGCACGAUCGGGUCGGUCUACUCGGGCAACAAAAUCCGGCAUCUCAAGAAGGAAGACGGCAUCCCCCUGUGGCGCAAGGACAUCCAGUACCAGUUUUUGAAGAACGUCUUUGAGGAUAAGACCCCCGUCUUCACGCGGUAUCCGGACGGCGAGAAGAAUUUGGACUUUGCGGAUAUCUAUAUCGAUGCGAUGGCUAGGAGUAGCAAGACGAGUAAGAUCUUGAAGGAUAAGUUGCAAAAUGAUAAGCAGGCGGCGAUCAAUAUGGCUAUGGUGUGUUUGUUGGUUAAUUUUGGGAGGAUGAAUACUACGCUCAAUUUCUUCCCCGAAAUGCGAGCCCAGCUGCGAACAUACCACUCGAUCCCCUCGCUCCAGGCGCACCAGGAUCCCAAUGCCUACAAGCAGCUACAGGAUGCGCCUCGUCUCAAGUCCAUCCUCAAGGGCGCAUCGGAGGAUGUCGACCAGCCCAAUACCCUCGAGAAGAUCCGACGCCAUAACGUCCCCCGAACCAACCCCGUCAACCUGAUCUUUGUGCUGGCCCAGUACGCCCCCAAGGUGUCGGAGCUGCACUUCUUCCCUCCGCGCGAUUUCUUCGACCUGGUCAUGAGGGCCACCCUCAGCAGCAAGACCCGGGCGCGUGCCUUCCUCUGGCUGAUGUGGUGGUAUCUCGAGAGCGAUUUCUCCCGGGAGGCGGCCCUCAACAACCCCUUCGGCCCCGGUCUGGAUGGCGAGGGAACGGGCGGCUUGCCCAUCAAGGUCCCCAAUUUCGAGAGCCUCACCGAGGAGCAGGCGAACGAGGAGAAUGUGGAUACCCAGGAAGAGAUGGAAUACGGGGAAGCAAAGCGGUUGGAACGGAAGCGUAUUUUGGACGAGGAUGAGCCUCUUCCCCGGGUGGUCAAGCGGCCCAAAAAAGGUCGCGGCGAUGGACGUGGCUCGGCCAUGUCAACUCCCAUGCAUCCCUCCGCAAAGCGGUAUCCACCCGACGAGGAUGAGGACCUCUUGACCCCAGGGCAGUCGGCCCGGUCGCGGUACAAGCGGCCAAAGCGGGAGUCCUCGCUCACCCGCGCCGUCGGGCAGCAGCGUCUCAUCCUCAAAACCAAGAUGGAACAGACCCCUGACGGGUCAUCCCCAGCUCCUCCAGGUUCUAGCCACCCAGUGUUGAACCGUUUUGUCACGGACUCUUCUCUGACGCAGCAAAACACAGCGCGCCGUCCCCGUCCCUUGACGCAGCACCAGCUGGCCGUCGAGCAGAACCGCCGCCAGCGCAUCGAGUACAUUUUGGCUAAGCGACGGAACGAGGCGUACCGGAUGCUUCGCGCGAAACGGGAGACGGAGAUCCCCUUCGCCCGCUACGGCCGUCUUCUGGAGCCGCUUCCCGACGGCUACGACACGGAGGAUGACGAGAGCUCCUGGGGCAAGGGCGGGAUCCUCCCCAACCCCGAGGAGGAGGAGGACUACGGCGAAUGCGCCAGCUACUACCUGUCGGUCGUCCGCAAGGCCUCCCGGCGACUGGACCGGUGGGACUACGAGGACGCCAACGGGCCGAAGAAGGACCGCAAGAAGGAGCGCGAAGAGCGCCAGAAGGCGAAGCAGACCACCCUGGCCCUGGAGCAUUCCCUGGACCUGGGGGGUCGGGCCCCCACCUCGGCGCGGAGCCGCGCCCGGGCGGCCCGCAAUGCCCGCCGCAAGCUCGCCGAGGCCGCGGGUGCGACGACCGCCGCCGGCGCGUCGGGCUCGACGUCCACCCCGCGCCCCAAGAGCAGCCGCAGCCGGCCCAGUCGCGGGGGGGCGGGGGCAGCCGCGAACCCCGCCGGUGACGCCGGCAAGGACGGAAUUGACGCGCGACCCCUGCCGGACCACGACGCCUCGUCCAUGCCCGCCGAUGGCGAGGACGGACUGGACGACAUCGACCGGGAGCUCCUAGGAGAAGGCAGCGGCGACGAGGAUGACGGGCCUGUCGUUCGCGACGACCGGGCUGCCCCCGUCGGGGAGCGAGGCGACGCGGACAGCUUCAUGGGCGAAGUCGGGGACGAUGAUGCCGACGCCCUCUCGUCGGACGAUGACGGCGACGACGAUGAUCUGGAUGAAGGCGACGCCGACGAGAACUCGUCGACGUUCGACGGAGGCCAUGGGUCCGGGGCCAGCGACGCCUCGUCCGUCGCGGGCGAGGGCCCUGGCCCCGCCCUCGACACGCACGACAGCGCAGAUCGCCACCGUGCCGCGGACGACCAGGACCACGAGACCAUGGACGACCGGGAUUAGAUCUGGCCGGAGGUUGGAAAUGCUCGACGGGUGUGCUGAAGUCUCUCUUACUGUUGCACCAUUUUGUUUCUGCUCUCUUUCUCUUUCUCUUUUCUCCGCCUUCUUCUCCCCAUCGUUAAUAUUUAUUGUAUUCUUUGACCCCCGGUCUUCCUCGAUGGGCGAACCGUGGGGGUGUGUAUUCUACGACUGGUCCGGAUUGGAUCUGUUUAUUUUGUCUCCUUUUCCUUACUCACUUCAACAUACCAUUUACCUUCUUCAUCUCCUGUGUUAGCAAUUGCAGAUGUUAUGAGAUACAGACAAA
This is a messenger RNA of Aspergillus candidus, 4816 nucleotides long. Its product is annotated as DEAD/DEAH box helicase. The transcript is spliced from 7 exons. Gene Ontology annotation, cellular component: Ino80 complex. NCBI's taxonomy places the organism in Eukaryota, Fungi, Ascomycota, Eurotiomycetes, Eurotiales, Aspergillaceae. Gene Ontology annotation, molecular function: nucleic acid binding; RNA helicase activity; ATP binding. Bases 1 to 4515 code for a protein of 1504 amino acids. The record is from RefSeq and is a predicted model, not a curated record.